This is a messenger RNA of Hermetia illucens (black soldier fly), 7298 nucleotides long. RefSeq lists its product as uncharacterized. The record is from RefSeq and is a predicted model, not a curated record. Lineage: Eukaryota; Metazoa; Arthropoda; Insecta; Diptera; Stratiomyidae. Bases 670 to 5973 code for a protein of 1767 amino acids. The transcript has 16 exons.
UUGCUCCCUGUUUCGUUUCGUCUUUCAACAAUUUUCGAUCCAUCACCGCCAAUGGCUGUCGCUUGACUUCUUUCUGGCGAGAUGCUGCCGCGGUUUUUUGGCAUUUUCUACUCAUUGUUUCGUGUCUUUUUGCAUGACGGUCUGCUCGCGUGAUUAGCACGUAUCGAACGACGGCUGCUGAGUUUUCGGAAGGUGCAUUUUCCGGGAAAUUCGUGAGUGAAAAAGUUGACGGCCGCGUUUGCUGGUUGCGAAGAAGUCUGCGGGCCUGUUGUGUGCGAGCUCCUUUGUGCCCACCUCCUUUCGCCAAGCCCAAGAGCAGCAUCGCCUGUGGGCUUGCCGGGAACCCAGUCGCGGGGCACAAUUAUGUCCCGAGGUGCCUUUCGCAAGGACAAACGCAGUCCUAACGGACACGGAAAUUUACAGCUUGCACUAUUGCAAUGAAAUCCGGUCGAGCUGUUUUGGUGCAUUCUCGUCGACGACCCCAAAUCUGCAUUUCGAGCGUUCUGUGUGAAUGGUGUUGCAAAUCUGCUCCCUGCCAAAUAUAAUCAAGUGUUUUGCAAUUAGAUUUUAAGCGUGGUGUGUGCUAAUCGCGAACUCGGCUGGACGUAAGGAGCCGCGGUAGAAAGGAAAGGUGAACUCAGAUCCGACCGGGAGGAGGAAGAAAGACGCAUGCUGAAAAUGGGGCCAACUGCCGUGGGCCUUUAUGCAAUUGGAUUAAUUGGCGUGUGCUCAGCCCUUCCCAUUCAGUCCGUGAACACCGGUGAUCCAAAUGUUAUUCUUCUGGGAGCGCUAAUAUUUCUAAGCUUUGGCGGAGUCAUAGCCGGAUGCGUAUGCUGUCGACGAAGAAAGAAAGGAUUUGAGCUUAACCAUGAUAUGGAUCGAAAGGAAUUUCGCAAUGAGUCCGCUGUCCCAGAUACAAGCAAAACAGAGUAUCCAAUAUUCCGAGCAUUAUCUCCAGAAGCUCAAAGGCAUACUCCCGUUGCUACACCACCAGUCAGUAAUAGUAAUGAAAAUUUAAUUGAAGAUGAUUUUGACAAUAACAAUGGACCCAUAUCGCCGGCCGAUCUUGAAAAUAUCGAAAACAAUAAUGCUGUAGACUAUAUACAAAAUCAAAAUGAAGUUGGAAUUAACAUUGAACCUUCACCAUAUUCAAUCAAUAGAAAUUUAGUGAACUCAUCUUCUCCAAAUGAUGAUGAAUCAGAACGAUCGCAAUCGCCGUUACCUAUACCAGUGUCGGAACUUGAAGACGUCAUCGUGACAUCAUCUAAUUCGUGCAGAGACGAAUCAGUACGACCAAAACAUUUCUAUACAUCUGACGCACAAUUAGAAACUGUGGUAGUCGAUAAGUUAGUGCAUGAAGAAGCACCUGCGCUUGAAGUGGAGGAAAAGCUAAUCGUUAAAGUAGUACAGCAUUCGUCACUAGCAGCACCUCAAAGUCGACUGGAUUCUAAAGUGCAGACGCUAAUCGAUAAUAUUGAACCUAAUGAUUUGGAAGGGAAGGACGCAAUUUGUGGAAAUGGUGAGAUAUUGCCGAGCAUUUAUUUGGAUAGUAACAAUGGGGAAAAAUCUAAAGACUGUCAAGAAGAAAAAAGUGAUGCAACCACUCCUGAUGAAUUAUUAUCAAUAAAAAGCGGUUCGUCUGGGAAAAGCGGAGAAAUCAACAGCGUCGAAGAAGCCUUGCGAGCCUUGGAUUGUGCCAUAGCUGGAGAAAAUUCACUCAAUUCCGGGGGAGAUGACGAAGAUGAUUUAAUUGAUGAAGAUUUCGAAUGCAAUAAUACAAAUUUCCAAAAUGUUAUCAGACAGCUGCUGAUAAAUGAUGGCAUGAAACGUAUUUUGCCAGAUCUUUCAGAUGAUCAAUUAAAUGAUAACCUUAGCAAAAUAUCCAAUUUAGAUGGUGUUCGAACUGAGGCAGAAUUAUUGGUCGAUAGUAUAUUGAAUGAAAGUAGAAAAAUUGCCGAAGAAAAAAGGAAGGUGAAUAAUGAGACUGUUGUGAUUCAGACCUGUGAAGUGAAGGAUAAUGUAAAAGUAAAGUUUCUCGAUAAAGAAAACUGCAAUAAUAAGUCUGAAAUUAGUACCUCUUCACCUGCCACCCUCACUCCCUGCGAAUCCAUGGAAGAUUUCUUUUCUUUCAACCAUUUGGAAAAAACCAGCACACCAUGUAUACAAAAUAAGUACACAUCUCAAACAUCAUCAAUAUUUGCGCUCCCAUCGUCCGCAAUGCCAGAAUUAGGAUUACGAAAAAAACUAAUCGAUGACACUGAUGUUCUAACUAGUCCGUUGGCAAAUAAAACUUUCGAUAAAGUUACACUAAGUGAAACAAUCACUAUAAACGAGAAGACCGAAAGCCCCAAUACAGCCGAUGGUACCUUUACAUUCCCAAAAAAUGAACCAGCUGCAUGUAAUCAAACCUUUGAAGUGAAUAAAACAUUCGACCUUCAACCAGUUGUUGUGGACGAUGCGAACAGAGAGUACACUCAUCCUGGUGAUCCAUGUACUUCGAAACAGGCAUUAGAACGCGACAGUUGUUAUCCUUCAAUUGUAUAUGAUCAUGAAGAGGUCAACUCGGAAGAUAUGACAACCGUUACCCCUGUCAAUACUCCAAUCGAAUUGAACUAUUCGAAUGAAAUGUGGAAUCGCUUGACAAAAGGAGCAGAAUUGAAUGCAGGCAAUGAAAACCAAGGAGAUCCUUCGAGUGAUGACAAUGGCUUUGGUGGUAGUGGAUGGUUUUUACACCCACGAACGAGCAAUAUACAUGAGAAUGAAACAUUUGAUAUGGACGGAGAAGAGGAAGAUGACGCAAACUUAGAAUCAACAUUUGAAGCACUUCGAAAACAUUUGGCCGAAGUGUUACCUCAGCCUCAGGGAAUAACGGGACCAGCAGAAUAUUCCGAUGAUGAAGACGAUAUGCCGCAGAACAGAACUUUUGAUGAAUAUAGAUCACCAUUGGAUGCAGCCGUGGUGGGCCUUUUGGAAGGGGAUCCAACUCCAGGAACUACAGUACAAAAUGAGAUGUUUAUAAAUUACAAACGAGUGCUUACUCCUAUUUUGGAAGAAAGUGAAGAGGAAACUUGUAAAACGUUCGUUAUGAAUGAAACGAAAUGUUUGGACAGUACAAGCACUGGAUGUGUCGACACUGGCGAAGCAAUUAUGGGAGUAAGCAAGGCAUUAAUGGCAUCAAAUGAUACCCUUUUCAAUUUCGAAGAUACAUUAGGUGAAAGAGAAGAUGUGUUCUCACCAAGAACACCCACCCGAUCUGAGACACAAUUAAAUGUAUCUGGUAAAAGUGGAAAGUCAACAGAAGAAAAUUCUGUGGCAACGUUAGAUAGUGAAAAAUUCGACUCGAACAAUUCUGAAGGUAUCGAGCAGGAAGAAAUGGAAAACAAAGGGCGACGAUCGCCGCCAAAAACUAUUGAUCUGCCAUAUCCAUUAGAAAUGAUGAUUGAUAAUGAUGUCUGUUCGCCGGAACAACAGAAAACAUUUUCGGAGGGAACGAAUUCCAGCAAUACAGACCGAGUGUCGUCUGAUAUGUCUGGAGCUGCCGAUCACGAUGCAACAUUUACCACAUACACAAACGAAGAAAAGACUUGUAUUACUGUAAUCGUCAAAGAAGAUGAACGAUUAUCAGAGAUCUCUGAACCAGAAUGGGGCUCCACAACAUCUCAUGGAGGAGGAUAUGAAAUGAACAGUCUCACAGAUGUCCCUAGUCUAGAUUAUAAUAUUAAUAGCAUAGAGGAUGACGAUAAGAUUGACAGCAAUGAUGGUAGCAGCAAUUCAUGCGAUGUCACCUCAAAGAAUACAAAUCCGGACCCUAAUAUUACACUGCAAAUUGCAGGGGAGAGUAAUCAAAGCACAGAAGACAACCAGCAAGAGGAUUCGGGGAACAGCACGCAUAUGUCGGCCGAUGAUCGGACAUCAAAUAGUGAUCACUCACUCGAAGAUGAAACUCAAAAAUGUGACGAUAAAAUGUCAAGAACAAUAAUCGUUGUCGACAGGCACGACGAUCUUAUGAACCAAUCGCAAUCAAGUCCAUCCAAAAAUUAUACUUUACACGAUAUGAACUUAGAUGAUAGAGAGAAAUGUAGAAAUUUUAUACAAAAUGAAAUUGCGAUUUCGUCUAGUCAAACUCUCCAGCAAUACGAGACGAGCAAUGGAACAGGAUACGACGAUAACUUGUCGAUUGAUGAUGAGAGCGGAGAGGGUGAUGGUGAUUUCGAUUUUGAUAGUUCCAAAGAGAAUAAAAACCCAAAUAUUAACGAACAACAACAACAGACACAACAACAAUUAACUUUAAGCCCGAGUUCGAUUGAUUUUGAUAAACAACCGAUUUCAACAAUUUCCUACCAAAAAGUACAAACAAAUAGUCAGGAUGCUGUGAUAGUUGAUAAAAGAAGUAAAUUAAAUUCAACGCCCGAUCAUCUUUACGAAAAUAAGGAUUUGAAGAAUGGUGGAAGUGGAAUACAUGAGAAUAUAUUUUAUCAACCAGAAUCAACAAUAUUGCCAAAUAAACAUCAGCAAACUAUAGCAAAUUAUAGCGUAAGCGAUGUUGAUAUGAAUGGUGUACACAAUGAACAUUGUCUUAUGGUAGCUGAUGAAAUAAUCGCUCACUUGUCUGGCGAAGAAGACCCUUGGGCCGAGCCAAUUCACAAUGACAUACAUUUCACGGGACCAUGUUCAGAGAUAAUUACAUCGUUCACGAAUGAAUGGGACAGCGAUGUGGAUGAUAGUCAUAGCAGCGAAGAAUUUAUGUACGUUCGAGGUACACCGACCAAAGAAAAACUCAGAGAGAUGUUGGAUAAACAAACAGAUGUCGGGAAUAAAGUGAAUACCGACCAUGAUUUUUUCGAAUAUGAGGGACUCAAUGAAGCUGACGUAUGGUCGACGCAUGAAGAUAAAGUCCCCGUUGCCGAUUCUGCCGAAGACGAAAUAUCAGAAGGAAGUUCUUCGGAAUUCGAAGGCGAAUUUGUUCCAUCAUGUUGGGAUUCUAUGGCCACGCCUGCUCGUUCAGCAUUAAAAAGCCCAGAUAAAUCGAGCAGUGAGGAGGAAAGAAAAUUUCAGCCUAACAAAAAGCGGCGUAAUGUUGCAUUCAAAAAACAACGAUAUCAUUCAGUGUAUGAAUAUCCUCGCGAAAAUGCUUCUUUGUCGCCAUCUUAUAGCGAGCCAUACUUGUAUAGUAAACACAGUGAAUCUUUGUAUUUUGGUCGAAAUUCAAAGGAAGAAUUCAACGACGGAUUUACAGUGUCCAGUUCGAUGCGCCCAUUUCAUGGUAGCCAAUUUAACGCAUUGUGCCAUACAUGGCCUACUGACUCAGAUUUUUCUUGGUCUCAGAUUGAGGACCUUGGUGAUAUUACGGACGAAAAGAAACUUGCGACCUAUUCAAAUUCAACAAGUGGAAAAUGGCCUCAAAAUUUUGAUAGUAUCGAUUUAACGGAUGGUGAUGUAAAAACGGAAAAUCUCGAAGAUUACGGAAACAACAGACCAGAUAGUGGCGUAGGAGAAUCUGCUGAAAUGCUUAGUGAUCGACUGCCCCUUGGAGAACUAUGCCACACAAAAUCAACACUUCGUCUUCCUCUGAAAAUAUUGCCCCCAACUGAUUCAUUAACCGACAUAAAACCCGAUUCAAUGAAAUUAGACGAGCCAGCAGCAGUAGACAGGUUAAUAUUGCCAACGCCAUCGUGCACUGGUUCGAUGGACUCGAUAAGUUCAAGCUCUGGAUCUGAAAGGCAAGUGAGUUUCUCGACCUUUGGAAAAAACCAGAACUCAUUAUCAAUAAAUAUUGAAGUAAAUGAUAAUAAGCGACCCAUUUGUAACACAAUUUCUAUUACAAACAACGAACAAGUGAAACCCGCUCUGAUUUUGAUAGAAAACGGCCCGAUCGAAUUCCCAUUGGGAUCAGAUAAAAUUAAGCAAAGCGAUAGUACCGAUGAAGACUCUGGUAUCGAAAGUAUUAUGAAAGUGAAUAGAGAAAGCGAUUAAACUGAUAAUGUAAGUAGUGCAAAAGAGUUUCUUUAAGUUGUAAAAAAUGUGCGUUUCUAAUCGAUGAAAAUGGGAGAUUUUGGGUAAUAAACAACGAGAUUGAAUGUAUUCUUGUUGAAUUUGAAGUUUCUUGUACUAAUCGGAUUCUAUUGAGUUGAUAAUGAUCCAACAAAAGUGGGGAAGUUAGAAAAAAGGUAAAGAUAGUCUCCACUUGGUCACAUUUCCACUACAUUUUGCUCUAACUCUACCAGCUACGUUACCUUCAGAGACAUCUCUGCAAAGUUUAUUACCAAUUAAUAUCUCAUUUCUCGACUAUGUGUGUACAAAUGUGGAUGUUAAAAGUAAACAAGUAAUUAAUUGUUGUUAGGAAUUAUUUAUGUGAUGUAAAACGUACAACUGUUUUGUACUAUAUCGGGAGGUGUUUUUAUCAACACAUUUUAGUUAAUUUGACGGGGAAACAAUGCUCAUGCUAGAUAGCUUUUAUUUUCUAUGAUUCACGUUUGCGCAGGAGGUUUCAUACUGCCUUCUUUGCAGUAAAGCAACUACUUUAUGUACAUUUAUUCAUCCAUUCAUUCGCGCAGUCCUAUCUCCUAUUCCGGGAGUUGAAAAAAUGUUUACCGCAACACUGAAACUCAAUAAUUCAUGAAUGGACUUUGUAAUGCCUCGACAGAAAAGGCGGAUCUUAUUGGAUGAGAAUUAUUACACCAGAUUUUUCAAAUUACAUCUAAAGGACGAAAACUGUAAUGAGUUUCCUCUUAGCUCGGAUGCGAAUAAUGAUAAUAAAACAUUUAGCCGCUGGAAAGUGUUUCCUUGUGCAACCAAGUAGACUUUCAUGUCUUUUAUAUUUAACAAACCUACGAUGGGACGAUUGUAAUGAAUGAGAAAUGCUGAAUGUAAUACUGGAAACGUAAUAUUUAAUAGGAAAAGAAAGCCGAACGGAAUAACUGAAAAACAUGUACUUGCUUAAAGGCCAAAUCUCUACUAGAACUAAUUUGUAUCUUAUUGUAUUCACAUGUUUUCUCUUAGUUGUAACGUAAUAUUAGACGAACGAGAUCGUUUUAGAACUUGAUAGUUUUAACGAAAUCCUCAUUGAAUAAGCAUAACUGAUAUGAAUUAAUUGUUUAAUUUUGUUUCUUGUUUUAAAAAAUAUGAACGAAGAUUAUAUGUUAAUUUUUAGACAACAAAAAAAUUAGUUAUGAAUUAUUUUUAGGAUUAUUUCACAUGGAGGAAGAAGGAAAACUAUUUUAUUGUGCUAUUUACAUGCACAUCAAAUUCGAAUAAUUACAGUAUUUAAUCCGUGGAAAAAUAAAUAGAUUUGAAAGAAA